Molecule: messenger RNA, 594 nt
Organism: Pelecanus crispus (Dalmatian pelican)
Lineage: Eukaryota; Metazoa; Chordata; Aves; Pelecaniformes; Pelecanidae
Source: RefSeq, a predicted model, not a curated record
UACUGAAAAUGGGAGAUAUUGAGAAGGGCAAGAAGAUCUUUGUCCAGAAAUGUUCCCAGUGCCAUACAGUUGAAAAGGGAGGCAAGCACAAGACCGGACCCAACCUGAAUGGCCUAUUUGGACGCAAGACUGGACAAGCUGAGGGCUUCUCUUACACGGAUGCUAAUAAGAAUAAAGGUAUCAUCUGGGGUGAGGAUACUCUGAUGGAGUAUUUGGAAAAUCCAAAGAAGUAUAUCCCAGGAACAAAGAUGAUUUUUGCGGGUAUUAAGAAGAAGUCUGAGAGAGCAGACUUAAUAGCAUACCUCAAAGAUGCCACUUCGAAGUAAAAGUUACCUGCUGCCUUAUUUAUUUCGCAAGGGAGAUGGCAAUGGAAAUGUCCUUGAUGAGAUUGGUUUUUAAACUUUCUAUUUUUACAUGUACUGUGUCUAACCUUAAAAUCUGUCUCGCACAUCAGAUAACAUUGCUCACAGUGGGUUACUGGAGUACAUGCUUGUUCGGCAGCCAUUAACUUAAUGGAAACUAUGUAAUUGGGUUGAUUUAAAUUACUAUAAUGUUCGGUCAUACUUGAUCAUAGAAUUAAAAAAAGAAAAAAAA